UCUCUGGACUUUGCUCCUCUCUCUAUCGCUCUCCUUUUCUCUCCAGAGUUUCCAAGGGGGCCACCGGAACUGUUCCUCUUCUCGCAGAUUCGAUCAAUUCAGUUGAGUCCAAGAAUUCUGAUCCACCCUGUUUUGCGCUACUUUAUCAUUGGUGUCACUCUGGCCAUGGUACAGUCCGCACAGCCGUCUCAGCCUCUGAUGGGACUUGUAACAUGCACUGCCCAAACAGCCUACGCUGCUCCUUACCAAUCUGCUGCAAUGGUUCCGGGAGCUCCAGCAGUGAUCGGAGCCAUAUCACCUGGCAUGCAACUGACAUCAACAUUCCCCACCAACCCGCACCAGCUCGCAUAUCAGCAAAUCCAACAGCUGCAUCAGCAGCAGCAGCUGCAACAACAUCCGCAGCUCCAGGCCUUCUGGGCCAUGCAGAUGGCAGACAUAGAAGAAACCAAUGACUUCAAGAACCACAGCCUGCCUCUCUCUAGGAUAAAGAAAAUCAUGAAAUCUGAUGGAGAUGUCAAGAUGAUCUCAGCUGAGGCUCCUAUGAUAUUUGCAAAGGCGUGUGAGAUGUUCAUACUGGAGCUGACACUGAGAUCAUGGAAUCAUACUGAGGAGAAUAAAAGAAGAACACUUCAAAAGAAUGAUGUAGCUGCCGCUAUAUCCCAGACUGACAUAUUUGACUUCUUUGUUGAUGUCAUUCCCAGGAAUGAAUUAAAGGAAGAAGGCUCCAGGAUUGCAAGUGCUGCUUUGCCAGUGAUAUGUGCUCAGGCCGACUAUCAUGUACCACCACAGCAUCAAGUAACAGGCACAGAGAUGAUCUUGGGGAAGCCUGUUGAUCAAACAUCCACAGCUGCAAUGUAGACUCCAGUUGCUUACAUGUGGCAGCAGCCACAGCAGCAGCAACAGGUGCCUGAUAGCAGCUGAACAUAUGAAAUGGUUAGAAAGCUAUUUUAUGUUUCUGGUUUCUUCAGAUAUAGGAAGGAACAUUGUUAGAUGGAAUUUCAUGUUCCCUAAUGUGUCAGUACAAGUAGUCAAGCUUGUAGUAGACCUCUUUUCACUUGGGUAGUAGGUGAAAUAAGAAAAACUUGUCACUUGCAUGCAGAUGGAAGGGGCACAACUAUUGUAAAGUGGUGCCGUCUUAAGCUUCCGUUCUGUGACUCUAUAGACAAUAAACUUUACUGCUCUUAAUCUAUGACUGAUGCAUUAAUGAUCUUGAGACCUUCAGAAAGUUCCCUUUUAUUCAUGGUAAGUUACAGGCUGAGUAUAGUGUGAAGUGCCAGCAUGGAAGCCAUGCCGAAAAUUACUAUUUCAGUGCUUGCAAUACUAGAUGUUAUCAAGUAUGUCUUUCUAUGGGUAAGAUACAGUGUUUACAAUGAAGGUGUGACAUGGAACACAAGCCAAUCAUUAGUGGCUUAGUGCUUACAUGCAAUCGAUAAGCAUGUCUUUCAGUAGGUAAGCAUGUUGUGUUUAUACUGAUGCAGAACAUGUACCAAAUAUUGCUAAUUUAGUGCAUCCCUGCUUGAUAUAAUUAAGAAUGUCUUUCAACAGGUACAGUAGAUCUCAGAUGAGCCAAUGUAUUAUAGACAGGAACUUUGCCGUGCAUGUAUUAUAGAUGAACUUUGCCUUGCUAAAGAAUUUGAGAAGACAUGGGCGAUCCUGAUAUUAUUUCCAGACCUCUCAUUUUACGUUUUAAGAUUUCACUGCAUGAUUUGCGUGCACCAGCAGGCAAAACAAAUAUAUAGGGCUCCAUCCGGCCAUGGAACAGACCUCUCUCUCUCUCUCUCUCUCUCUCUCUCUAUCUAUCUAUCUAUCUCUCUGGGUGGGAUUGUGCCUAGGUAAAAUAUCUGGAAACUUUGGGAUGAAGACCCUUUGCGUAGGAGGGGUGUGACAACUGCAGCAAUGCCAGUUGAGGAGAAGCUUUUGCUUUGUAUCAACCUCUUUCUUCUUUUCAGCAACCUUCUUUAGGAUGUCUUGAUGAUAUCUAUCGUUCAAAUCUUCAUCAGUGUAUAUGCUUUAGAAAUUUGCCUAUAUCUCUUCACAAGGAUCUCUGUGCCGGAGAGAGUAAUUUGGUCACUUAUUCAAGGGAGCUAUCAUUUUAACUCAUUUCUUGGAGUAUAUAGCAGAAUUGAGCUACGAACUCCUGUUGGUUUGCCUCGCGCAAAAUGCCAUGGCUAUUCUGGCAUCUCUACCAACAAAGGGCCUCGAUGAUGCUCCUAGAAAGCGAUCAUACUCUGAUACCAGCAGUCAAAAGCCAAGUUCCUGCAUAAGCUCUUGAUGCACUCUUAUGUUUCUGUGUCAAUGUAAAACGGGGCUGAGAACACAAAGCAUACAAUAGAACAUGUAAAGAUUAAGAAGAUGAAUGAACCUUCUACCAAUUCAUAUGAUAAAAGAAUUCAAGCUCUUUUCGGCACUAUGGCACAUGUAAUGGGAAAGAUCCCUAUUCUCAUAUUGCAACCAACCAUUUUAUACAUCAUGAAUGUCUUUCUUUUGAUGAAACAAAGGAGCCAAAGACCCUAAAUGCUUUUCACUCAACUGAUCAACAUAUUUCCAAACAUAGCAUAUCUCACAAUUAGUCAAAACCUGCGAACCACUUUGGGAGAGCACUUCAUUUCUGUAA
Phoenix dactylifera (date palm) is the source of this 2614-nucleotide messenger RNA. RefSeq names its product nuclear transcription factor Y subunit C-4-like. Gene Ontology annotation, cellular component: nucleus. Gene Ontology annotation, biological process: regulation of transcription by RNA polymerase II. Gene Ontology annotation, molecular function: DNA-binding transcription factor activity, RNA polymerase II-specific; protein heterodimerization activity; RNA polymerase II cis-regulatory region sequence-specific DNA binding. The record is from RefSeq and is a predicted model, not a curated record. NCBI's taxonomy places the organism in Eukaryota, Viridiplantae, Streptophyta, Magnoliopsida, Arecales, Arecaceae.